Molecule: messenger RNA, 201 nt
Organism: Funneliformis caledonium
Lineage: Eukaryota; Fungi; Glomeromycota; Glomeromycetes; Glomerales; Glomeraceae
Source: the annotation of a GenBank genome assembly
AUGACCUCUACACGAGCUCAACGCGCAAAAAAUAUUAAUAAUUACGAAAACACAAAGGAUAUUACCAUCAAGACUUCGAAAUUUAAUAAAUUAAAGUACGUUGAAGCAACUUUUGAAGAUUUCGUCGUCGAUACCUUAAACAUUGAUUAUUCUCCUGGUAAAAUCAUUGCAUCACUUUCGGCGCAGUUGAAGAUCGUUUGA